This is a messenger RNA of Lodderomyces jiufengensis, 240 nucleotides long. RefSeq lists its product as uncharacterized. Lineage: Eukaryota; Fungi; Ascomycota; Pichiomycetes; Serinales; Debaryomycetaceae. The record is from RefSeq and is a predicted model, not a curated record. Bases 1 to 240 code for a protein of 79 amino acids. The transcript has a single exon.
AUGAGUAAAUAUCCAGAAUAUAUAAAUAAUGAACCACAAACAAUUUCAUUAAGAGAUUAUGAUGAUGCAGAAUGGACUAGUACUACUUGCUUAGAUAAUAGAAACGAUGGGUACGUUGUUGUUGAAAUGGAAAAUCCUAACAAAAUUAUAGUCAAAAUUGAUUCAAAAGAUAAUGAUGUAUUGGAUAGAAUUUUUAAAAGUGCUAAAGAAACUCAUGCAAAACAACAACAACAAAGUUAG